Mesocestoides corti is the source of this 720-nucleotide messenger RNA. The record is from the annotation of a GenBank genome assembly. NCBI's taxonomy places the organism in Eukaryota, Metazoa, Platyhelminthes, Cestoda, Cyclophyllidea, Mesocestoididae.
AUGCUGUCAAGCUCGGCGGCCCCCUGUUCGAAAUUUACAUUUUUACUUCGCACGACCAAUCGCGGUAAAAAGUACUACCCAGGUUGGCGUAACCCGUUCAACCUCACAGACCAUGACAACUUAAGUAAAGCUGCUCCAUCCAUUACGGAGCAGUGGGAAGCUGAUUGGGCCUCUAGCAAAGUCGUUCCUCCAGUACUAAAGGCUUUCGACAUUAGUAGGCUUCCCCAUCAUCUUGUUUCUCGUAAUAAGCGAGAGCCUCCGCCUGUUAAGUAUGACCAUGAACGGCAUCAUGCAUAUCAGCGCAGAUUGUUUGGCCUUUAUGGGCUUUCAAGCGGUGUCAACCCCUGCGAAUUGUUUGACUCCAAAGAGGACCUAGAGAGGGAAAAGGAGAUUAAGAAGCUCCUAGAGCCUGAAAUCGAGGAGUUCAAGCGGAAUCAGGCCGAAGCAAUAGCGAUGAAGGCGAGGGAAGAGGAGCAAAGGGUUCAGAAGAUCACAGCAAACCUUCAGCGGUUGCCCGAAAUGUUGGCAAAGUACCGAGCAACUCAAGAGAAAAAAGCCCUUGAAGCUCAAACCCUGGAAGCAAAGAAGAGACAACUCCUCGAAGAUGCUCGAGAUCGCUUCGGGUACUACGUGGACCGACACGACCCGAAGUUCAUUCGACUUGUUCAGGAAAAAGAAGAGGCCGAAAAGCUGUCAAAGAAGGCCUCUAAAAAGAAAUAA